Molecule: messenger RNA, 2302 nt
Organism: Schistocerca americana (American grasshopper)
Lineage: Eukaryota; Metazoa; Arthropoda; Insecta; Orthoptera; Acrididae
Product: sphingomyelin phosphodiesterase-like
Exons: 11
Coding region: 1-2052 (683 amino acids)
Biological process (GO): sphingomyelin catabolic process; ceramide biosynthetic process
Cellular component (GO): lysosome
Molecular function (GO): acid sphingomyelin phosphodiesterase activity
Source: RefSeq, a predicted model, not a curated record
AUGACAAAUUUUUGGUCUGCCGCACUUACAUGGUAUGUGAGAGGCGGUCCGCAGUUGACAAAGAGGGCGGUAGCUACAGCUACAGCAGCGCGCCGCGAGGAGAGCCGGCGCGGAGUGCGAAUUCGCGCUGUUGUAGAUAAGGGACACGCGGAGACCCGGCAGCUCAUUCAGUUCGCCAUGGGUGAGGAGAGGAGCCGCCUUCUGCUGCCGCUGGCGCUGGCGCUGCUGCUGGUCGCCCUGCCCGGAGCCCUCGCCUCAGAAGCAUGGAAGCACAAGGCUUUAACAGAGAUGUUUAUGAGUGGACUGGAGACAUUUCAUUCAUCAAGAGUGAAGACACCUCAUUUUCAAGAGGCAUUGCAUCAUCUCACCCUGACAAAUCAUAUUGAGUCAGAAUAUCUUACAGAUCUGAGCCCAAAGGACCAGUUGACCACUUGUGUCCUCUGUGAUGUAAUUUUGAAUGCAUUUAUGGAGUAUUACAAGAAUGGGAAAUCAAAAGAUGAAUUAGAAGCUUUAGUCUUGGAUGCCUGCGUCACACUCAACAUAGAGACUGAGGAAGUCUGCAGUGGCGUUAUUGGGAGCAAUGUUGAUACAGUGGUGUACAUAGUUGAUAACAAACCAACUCUGACAGCGAAGCAGAUAUGUAGUGUUCUUCUGCAGGACUUAGAAUGUGCAGAGACUGACCCUUCAUAUGAAUGGACAGUUGAUAUUGAUCUGGGUGAGAAACCACAGUAUGUUCCACCGUCAGAUCCAGUGGAGGGUGAAGUCUUCACAGUGCUCCAUAUAUCAGAUACUCAUCAUGAUCCAAUGUACUUACCUGGUGGCACGGCAGUAUGUGAUGAGCCGGUAUGUUGCCGUAGUGAUCAGGGUCAGGGAACAGAUGCAGCAUCUAUUGCUGGUUACUGGGGUGACUAUAGGGGCUGUGAUAUUCCCUGGCACAGCCUGGUGUCUGCACUUAAAAAUGCUGUCACACAGUAUCCUGACAUCAAUUAUGUUUACUUUACUGGUGAUGUCAUUGACCAUGGAGUGUGGCAGACAAGCAUAGAAAGGAAUAAUGAGUCAUUCCAGCUUUUUUUCCCAACACUAAAACAGGCAUUUGGUGAUGCCCCUGUUUUUUCAGCAUUGGGCAACCAUGAACCACAUCCUGUCAACCAAUAUGCACCUGAUGAUGUAACAGACGAUACUGUAUCCUCCAAAUGGCUUUAUGAAACAAUGGCAGAUCUGUGGCAGACAUGGCUACCAGCUGAUAUAGUACCAACUGUUAUGAAGGGGGGAUAUUAUACAACCCUUCUGAGACCAGGUCUUCGGAUCAUAUCUCUCAACAACAAUGUGUGCUUUAAGUACAACUGGUGGAUUCACUACAAGCCUGCAGAUCCAAGUGAACAGCUCAAGUGGUUAGCAGAAACAUUACUUGCAGCUGAAGCAGCAGGAGAAAAAGUACACAUUAUUAGCCAUAUGCCAUCAGGAUCUAGUGCCUGCUAUUCAACAUGGUCAAGAGAAUACAACAGAAUAGUUGAUCGAUUUGAGUAUACCAUAGCAGCUGUAUUCAAUGGACACUCACACAAAGACAUUUUUCAGCUUCACUAUGCUUCUGAUGAUAGAUCUAGGGCUAGCAUUGUUGCUUACAAUGGAGGAAGUGUUGUGACAGCAAGUAAUGUAAAUCCAAAUUACAAAGUGUACAAAGUGGAUGGAAAUACAGGAGCUGUUGUGGAUUACACUUCUUGGAUGUUCAAUCUCACUGAAGCAAACCUUGAACCAAAUACUGAACCUAACUGGUACAAACUUUACUCUUUCCGAGAAGCUUAUGGUGUGGAUUCUAUGAAUUUGACUGAAUUGGACAAAUUAGUCCAUCGAAUGGCUGAGACUCCUGAGAUCAUACAACAAUACUAUGGAUACUCUGUGAAAGAGGGAGAUCCAAGUUUGGCAUCAGGCUGUGAUGCAAACUGCCAGAAAAGUCAACUGUGUAGUAUUGUUACAACCUAUUUCAGAGAUACUACUAAAUGUGAGGAAAUAACAGCCAGUAUGCCUGGAAGGGCAAAAAUUCUGAAUAUGUAAUUUAAAAGAAAGCCUCAAAGAUGAAACUACCUUCUAACCAACACAUUACAGCAUGAAACUAGUGAAGCAGCGAUGUAAAGAGUGAAAAAUCACUAAGCUUUUGAUGUCUCUGCAGACUAUUCAUUUAGUUUAUUGUGCUAUGAUUUUUGUGCUCAUUCAAUUCUAGGAAGCAAUGAGAGAGUCACUCCAAAACUGUGAAUAAAACAUAAUUUUUAUUUGAAAAAUGUGUUCCAAUAAACCAAAGAAAUCA